ACAAGGAGAAAAUCCAAAAUUGGAAACUCACACUCAACAAGCACCUUACGAAUUACAAACAAAUUCUCAGAUCAAUCUGCUACAACCAACACUUAGAAACUAUCAGAGAACGAAUAUAAAACAGAAACAGUUACUUCAGUAUAAACAAGAAACAGAUGAUUCGGAAUUUAUUAGAUGA
Molecule: messenger RNA, 178 nt
Organism: Acaulospora morrowiae
Lineage: Eukaryota; Fungi; Glomeromycota; Glomeromycetes; Diversisporales; Acaulosporaceae
Source: the annotation of a GenBank genome assembly